CCUGUGUGGUCCUCACCCACUAAUUCUCUCGUUCUAUUUACCCUUCUCGUAUUUUUACUAUUUAUAUCUAAGUUUUAUAGUCUUGUUUUCCUUAAAUAACUUCUCUGAGUCUUUCUUUCCCCAUAGCCUGCUUCUGGAUCUUUGUUGAACUUAUGGACACAGGCAGGUCUGAGGGAAAGAGGACUUUGAGGUACAAAGAGGAGGAGGAUGAGGAAGAAGAGGAAGAGGAAGAGAUUAACGAGAUGGGUUUCGGAGAAGAUGGUAGAAGAAAUAAGAGAGUAAUGAGAGAUCUCUGUGGUAAGAGAGGGUCCAAAGGUGGAAGCUCAAUGCCACCUUCUUGUCAGGUGAAUAACUGUGAUGCUGAUCUCAGUGAAGCUAAGCAGUAUCAUAGAAGACAUAAGGUUUGUGAGUACCAUGCCAAGGCUCCCUCCGUACACAUUGCAGGGUUGCAACAAAGGUUUUGCCAACAAUGUAGCAGAUUUCAUGAGGUAUCGGAAUUUGAUGACUCAAAAAGGAGUUGUAGGAGGCGUUUGGCGGGGCAUAAUGAGAGGCGUCGCAAAAAUGCAGUUGAUUACCAUGGAGACUAAUUUCUUCUAUGAGAUGGAUAUUAAUGAACAUUGAGGCAAGCAUAUGAUUGAAAUAAAAUUUCCCAUUGAAAUCUUUAUAUUCAAAUUAUUGUUCUGAUCUCUAAGGAUGCUGCUCUCUAUCUUCUGUCAAUAUGUAUGGGAAGAUUGUUGCUGUUAGUUACAACUACAAAAAGAUUUUCAGCUACAAUUGGUGUAUGUUUAAUUGGAGAGAAAAGAUCUUAAUCGAACUCUCUUGAUUGAUUAAAAAAUAAAAAGAAGUGGGAAAGAGGGAUUUUAAUUCUCUUGUUUAGGUCAAGACUAAAGAACGGAGAACAAGAAUUUUAAUUACUUCCCUCAUUUAUUUCUGAAAAAGAGAAACUUGUUUGUACUAGAUUUUAUUUUUAAAAACAAAAAACAAUUUUAAAAAUGUAAUCAAAACAUGCUUUAGAUUCACCUUUCUUUGUUUUUAUCUUCCCUCUUAGAGUGAUGAGGGGAUUUGGAACUCUCCUCUUUCUAUUAAAAUUUGUCUCGUCUGAUAUCUUUUUCCCCUUUAAACCAAACAUAUUUGAACAUGAUUU
Molecule: messenger RNA, 1144 nt
Organism: Abrus precatorius (Indian licorice)
Lineage: Eukaryota; Viridiplantae; Streptophyta; Magnoliopsida; Fabales; Fabaceae
Product: squamosa promoter-binding-like protein 3
Exons: 2
Coding region: 153-587 (144 amino acids)
Biological process (GO): flower development
Cellular component (GO): nucleus
Molecular function (GO): DNA binding; DNA-binding transcription factor activity
Source: RefSeq, a predicted model, not a curated record